Messenger RNA from Prorocentrum cordatum, 1756 nucleotides. Lineage: Eukaryota; Dinophyceae; Prorocentrales; Prorocentraceae. The record is from the annotation of a GenBank genome assembly.
AUGUCGAGCUACGUGGCCGAUGAACUGCACAAGGAGGCGAGUGUCUUGAAGGAGAGGCGAAAGGUACGAGAGGAGGGGUCGACAGCUCGGCGUGGCGGCGCGGGCAGUGGAGCUGGUGACAGCACCGCGGGACGGCAGAGCCGCGCCGACAAGCUGGCGAGUGAGAACAGGAUGCCGAAGGAGAAGUUGGCCGCCGCCGACGGGAAGGGGAAGGGCAAAUCUGGAGCGGCUGCGGCCGCGGACGGCAAGCUCUACGUGGUCUUCAAUUGGCAAUGCGGGCGGGGCGUGCCCAGCAACUUCGAGGGCUAUGACUGUCAGCCCGCGAAGUCCAUCGCGCACACCGAAGGUCGCGUGAGCCUCCCCAGUGACGCCGCGAAGUGCGACGCCUCCGAGUUGCUGGACGGACGCCCACGUGAGUUGCGGCACGACUGGCGUCAGCGACUGCUGCGUGGCCCCGAGCAGGUCCGCGAGCCAGUCGUUCCGUACUUUGAGAAGUUGCGGGCAGUCAACCAGGAGUUCGCCGACCGCGACACGACAGCGCUGCCGUCGGCUGGAGUCUGGCGAGGCCUGCAGAUCCCAGCUAGCCACAACCUCUCGCUGAGUCAGGUGGAUAUCGAGGCGGCCUUCCACCGCGUCGGGGCCCCGCCUGGGCUCGAUGAGAUGUUCGCGCUGCCCGCGGUGCCCGUUGACGCCUUGCGGGAGGUGCUGCCCGUGGUGGGCAUUGGCGCGCGGCUGGAGGGCAAGGUUAUCGCGGCAGGCAUCAACGGGGACCGCAUCAUCCAGGACAGGCGAGCCGUGCCUGACGUGGGCGAGGAGGCUGGGGCCGCCGUGUACGUCGACGGGGUGGCCGCCAUCGGGCGCAGCCCCACGUCCGUGAGCACGACGACUGAGCAGGUCCAACACCAGCACUUGGAGGCCAACAACCUGAAGUGCAAGGGCGUGCACUCGGACCCUGAGGAACAUAAGUUCACAGUCCUGAACUUCGAUAUCGAGACGGGCCGCAUCUCGGCGAGCAAGGGCCGCAUAUGGAAGCUGCGCCUGGCUUUGCUGGAGAUCGCGGAGCGCGGCUACUGCAGCGGGGAUGACAUGCUGCCCCUCCUCGGCCACUACACCUGGGCGGCGAUCCUGCGGCGAUGCCUGCUGGGUGUCUUCCACGGCGCCCGCCGCUUUGCUCGCGCUGCGGGCUCGCGACGGUGGCGGCUGUGGCCUGAGGUGGCUACCGAGUGCCGUGUUGCCGCAGCCCUCAUCGCUUUCGCCUACCUGGGCACCAAGCUGGAGGUUGACCCCGCGGCCCUAGCCACGGAUGCAUCUACUGGUUCGGGGAACGUGAAGGGCUCGGGCUUCGGCGGCUUUGCGGUGACGGAGAAGACUUGGAACCCGCGUGACGUUUGGGCCGCCGCCUCUUGCAUGGGGCGCUGGCGCUACAGGUCUGAGGCUGCCGUCGGGGCCCGUCGGCAUGCCCUCGGCGCUGCUCAGAACCAUGCCCACUUCAACGCGAUCAUGAAUAUGGAGGGCGCGGCAAGCCCCGAGGGCGAUGAUGAUAUGGACCAGUCCAGUCGGGCACUCGCUAGCCGUCGCGAUUCGCGCGAGAAGCUGCCGGGCCCGAACGUCAGCCCGUCCGAGGUGGAGCAGGCGACAUUCGAGGAUAUUGAUCCGAACUUCUUGUUGCCGCUGGAUUCCUGGAAGCUGGAGGUAUUCGGGCGCUGGCAGAGGCCUGAGGACACCAUGCGCUUGGAGGGCCGCGCUCUGAUCACUG